AUGUGGUUAUUCUAUUUAUUAUUUGUUUGGUUAAUUGUUUCAAUAAAUGCAUCAGAAAGAAAAAUUUAUGAACAAAUAUUGUCGUCAGUUGAUGUUGAACUUAUUUCAUUUGCUAGUGCAUCAUUAACAAAAUAUUUUCGCAAUGAAGAGCAAGUUCGUUCAACACAUAUUAUUCGAAUAGAAACUGCUGUUGAUUUAGAAAAUAGUCGUCAAAUAUUUACUGUUCAUUUUCAAGUUGUUGCAACAGAUAAUGAUAUUACAUAUGAAUGUCCUGUAUCCGUUUAUGAUGAUCCUAUUGGACAUAUUCGUGCAAUUGUUCGUUCUAUAAUUUGUAUUUCACUGGAACAAGAUCCUCAACAGGAAAAAUUAAUUGGUGGCGAUAUUCAACGUAAUGCAAAUAAAAUUCCUUAUCCUUUUUUAUAUGGCACAAAAGUUCCUGUAGAACAUAUAACUUAUGAUGAAUUAAAUGACUAUGAUAAACAAUUAUUUGAAAGAUUUCAAAGGCUUCAUCAAAAAUUUUAUCUUGAUGAUAGAGAAAAAGAAAAACGAUUUGUGGUUUUCAAAGAAAAUUUGAAUCGAAUUGAACUGUUAAAUGAACAAGAAGAAGGCACUGCAAUUUAUGGAAUAACACAUUUGACUGAUCUUAAUGAGGAAGAAUUUACUCAAUAUUAUUUAAAUGAACGUCUUUCAUUUUCAAAACCUAUUCUACAAUCUUCAUUAUCUUUAAAAGAUCCAUUAAAAGUUACACCAGAAGCAUUUGAUUGGCGUAAUCAUAGUGCUGUAACAGAUGUUAAAAAUCAAGGUGUAUGUGGUUCUUGUUGGGCAUUUAGUGUUACUGGAAAUAUUGAAGGUGUUUGGAAAGUCAAAAAAGACAAUUUAGUUUCAUUAUCUGAACAAGAACUAGUUGAUUGUGAUAAAGUUGAUGAAGGAUGUAACGGAGGAUUUAUGACUGUUGCUUAUGAUCAAGUUAUUAAUAUCGGUGGACUUAUGACAGAACAAGAUUAUAAAUAUGAAGGAAAACAGCAUAGUCAAUGUCAACUAGAUAAAACCAAAAUAAAAGUUAAUAUUGAUGGAUAUUUAAAUAUAACAUCUGAUGAAAAUGAAAUGGCUGAAUGGUUAGCGAAUAAUGCACCGAUUUCUAUUGGACUGAAUGCAAACAUGAUGCAAUUUUAUUUUCGUGGUAUUGCUCAUCCUCAUCGUACGUUUUGUAAUCCACAAGGACUUAAUCAUGGAGUUUUACUUGUUGGUUAUGGCACUGAAGAAAAACGUUCAAAAUCGAUUCCAUAUUGGAUUAUAAAAAAUAGUUGGGGUGCCCAUUGGGGUGAAAAGGGUUAUUAUCGUUUAUAUCGUGGUGAUGGAUCAUGUGGCGUUAAUUUAAUGUGUUCAUCAGCAAUAGUUAAUUAA
Molecule: messenger RNA, 1404 nt
Organism: Rotaria sp. Silwood1
Lineage: Eukaryota; Metazoa; Rotifera; Eurotatoria; Philodinida; Philodinidae
Source: the annotation of a GenBank genome assembly